UGACGAAAGGCUCGUUAGCGAUGCUUGGUGGCUGAUAGUAGCUCUAUUUAAUUCUGGAGCGCAGGAGCAUCAGAGACAUAAAUUCUGUGCUACGUUCUACCAUGCCCCGCAAAAAACAGAAGACCAAAGCGGAGGACCUGGCCCGCGUGCGCAACAACCAGCGCCGCUGCAGACAGCGAAAACGCGAUCAUGUAGCUGAGCUAGAACAUGAACUUGCAUCCAUCAAGGAGGCUACUUCCCGUGAGAUCCUGGGACUGCGGUCUCUUACGGACAGCCUUCGUCGAGAGAACGAAAGUCUAACGGCUCUACUCGAUCUCCGCGGCAUCGACCACAAAAUACCUAGGGUCAGCAGGCAAGCAGAGUACGAUAAUAACGUCAUAGGCGAUAUAUGCAGGGAUCCGGCUCUGUUGAUGGACGAGACUAGCUUGGUGGGGCCAGCAAAAGACACACCAAUGGGACAGAUUUCCCAGCUCUGCUACUGUCCAUCGAAGGGUUCUUCUUCUGUUUCGUUUGAAGACCUCCUCAAAGAUUCCAACUGCCUCCCGAUUCCACCACAGGUGGCGCCAAUUUCUGCGUCUUUUUAUGACCCAGGUACCGAUGUACUGGAAACCGUCCUGAGAAAUGAGGUGUCGGAAGACAAGUACGAAGACACGACGGUGUGUGCCGUAGCUUUGGAGCUGGUCAUGAGUUGCAACACUAAGAACCUAAGUAUACUGGACCUUGAUAUGCGUCUUCGGUCGGGGUAUAGGAGCGCGCGCUUCCAAUGGGAGGGCUGCAGAGUCGAUAAUCAGGUCCUGUUUGCUGUCUUUGCUGAACUUACGUGAAGACGGCGUGGUCUAGCAGAAUGGGACAGACUAGGAUGAAUGAUGCUAUUUAAGGUCCUGCUUCCUAGGGUGGAAUACUUUCUUGGCAGGCGCGCAUUUGGGAGUAAGAAAUACGAGUCAACAAUUGACCACCAUCUCCCCUCAUUUUGGCCACAUGUUUGUUUCGUAUCACAUCCGGGGAAAGGAUAGGCUAUACAGGGCAAGACAUAUUCG
Aspergillus neoniger CBS 115656 is the source of this 1037-nucleotide messenger RNA. RefSeq lists its product as uncharacterized. Bases 102 to 824 code for a protein of 240 amino acids. Lineage: Eukaryota; Fungi; Ascomycota; Eurotiomycetes; Eurotiales; Aspergillaceae. The transcript is spliced from 3 exons. The record is from RefSeq and is a predicted model, not a curated record.